Messenger RNA from Somion occarium, 437 nucleotides. The record is from the annotation of a GenBank genome assembly. NCBI's taxonomy places the organism in Eukaryota, Fungi, Basidiomycota, Agaricomycetes, Polyporales, Cerrenaceae.
CACCUCGCAUUGUGCACAUACCCUUCGAUCCCAAAAGCGCUUCGCAAACGUGAUUUCAAGAUGACCAGCUUCAUGCAUAAAAUCAAAUCGAAGAUGUCUGGAGGAUCACGUCACAAUGAACACCGCUUGCAGAAGCGUAAUCCAUACCAGGUGACCAAGGAUGAACACUCCAUCGAGUCUCAUCCAAUAAAGCCCUAUGAUCCUCGCGACCUUACGGAACUAGCAGGGCCUGGUUUCCAGUUUAGUGAGAGGUAUCCUAGUCGUCAGACUAUGCAGGCCCAUGGGCGUUACGUCCAGAAACAUAGGUCUGCUAGUGAUGAUGAAGCGUCGCAGCCGUAUGACAAGCCCCGAAACUUUCAUUCUGAUGAUUUCCACCCAAAGUAACGUGCACGAUCAUGGACGGUUACGGCAGUUACCAAUAAUUUGAGUUUGCUUGA